AUGCGUGUCGGCGGUGCUAUGGCCGUGGUGGCGUGCAUGUUGGCCUUGUUCUUGUGCUUUGUGCAAUUCGCGUCGUCGUCGUCACCAUCGUUGACGUUGUCGUCGUGGUUUCCGCAAAGUUCAACAGUACCGCUUGACUCAAGCCAGUAUUUUCGGCUAGUUAGCUUUCCUAGCCUUCAGGAACGAUUUCUUGCAGAAUUUGUUGAGCGACUAGAAUCGUCGUCGAGUAAUGUUAGGAGUUUGGAAGCGUCACAUUUCCAGUGGACAGGUGUUACGAUGUUCCGUGAAGGUAGAACUGGAAAGUCGUGGUUGAUUGUUGCGGGAGCGUCUCCGAAAAGAACUCGUAGUGGAAAUGCCUUUAGGAAUGACUUCAGUGCAGUAUUAGGGUGUGAAGUGAGCGCAAUGGAAGAUGGGUCGGGUGGGUUUGAUAUUUCGGUGUGUGAACUCCUCGGCCUUGACACCGGUUCCCCUACCUUGAACCACACCGACGGUGGGCUUCUGGGCAAAGGUCUUCAGAGUCUGCAGUUGCCCACUGGAGGGGGUGUUGUCGUGAUCUGCGAUCCCCUCUGGCACAAAGACCAAGGUACCCUAUCACCUGGCGGUAAAUGCGACGUUCUUCACCGAAGAAAUAACGUGUGGAGAGCUCCUGGUCCUAUUGAAUUUUGCACUUCUGCUGGGCAUACGCAGCCCUGUGCUGGGGGAUUUUCCAUCGACCUUAGACUAACCGAGGACGGUUCGAAUGCACAGCUUCUGGCCGGUCUCCCAUUCGCCCAGCCGAAUCGACGUGUUCGAACAGUUGACGACCUGCUAAGGCGUGGCCAGCAGCACAUUCGCGAUAUUGAAUCGGAGGAGGAGUGUUUCGGGGCCGCGGUCGCGUGGUCUCCUCAUUUGCCGAGUCGGAGCAACGCACUGGCCAUUGUUGGCUCACCAUCGGAAAACGUCUACGGGUUUCCAGUGAAUAGUUUAGUAGAGGAUAUUGACGCCGCGGUAUUGAAUUUACGAGGAGACACGUUUGGAGGGAUGGGAUUUGCUUUGGAGACGAGUCUUGUCAAUGGAAGCUUGAUCGUGUUUGCCGGGGCCCCUUAUGAGGACGUUGAGAAGUAUGGCGCGAACACAGGAAAAGUGUACGUGCAGUACCGCAGCAUGGAGGGCACAAGAAACUAUAGCCUAAGUGGCAAUCGUCCCGGUGAAAUGUUCGGCUAUGCAAUCGCCAGGAUAGGCGACGUCGACGGUGAUGCGGUAGCUGACUUGGCUAUUUCGGCACCGUCGCUCGGUGAUGAAAAAACAACGGGCCGCGUGUAUAUCUUCCGAGUUUCGCCAGAUUUCCCAUUUGAAAGUAGGCCUUUUCAGAUCUUGGAGGCACCCGAAAAUGUUACAGGAUUUGGCGUUUCGUUGAGUAGGGGUGUUGAUCUAGACUCGGAUGGUGGACCAGAACUGGCGGUGACUACUUUGGACCCAAAAACCCCUGUCCUUGUCUACUCCCCUCCACGGCGACUUCGAGCAAAGUGCACCAUCAAAGCUAACCCAAAAGUGACGCCGACGUCUGUGAGGACUGGUGACGUGGUAACUCUCAAAUUUACCAUCAAUCUUAUUGACUCCAUCUCCAACAAAAAAUUUCCUGCCUCCCCCAACUUUCAGACACGCCAUCACCAAGUUAAUCCUGAUGUUCUCUGGUUGGAACGAUAUAAGCACUUGAUCAGUAACCAGAAUCAAAGCGAUUUUGACUUAAUCCUGGCGGAGUUCUUUGGCGCGAAACAGUCCUCAAAUUUGGUCCCAAGCAAGCCAAGA
This is a messenger RNA of Mesocestoides corti, 1788 nucleotides long. Lineage: Eukaryota; Metazoa; Platyhelminthes; Cestoda; Cyclophyllidea; Mesocestoididae. The record is from the annotation of a GenBank genome assembly.